Lithohypha guttulata is the source of this 1506-nucleotide messenger RNA. RefSeq lists its product as uncharacterized. The record is from RefSeq and is a predicted model, not a curated record. Bases 1 to 1506 code for a protein of 501 amino acids. NCBI's taxonomy places the organism in Eukaryota, Fungi, Ascomycota, Eurotiomycetes, Chaetothyriales, Trichomeriaceae. The transcript has 2 exons. Gene Ontology annotation, cellular component: cytosol. Gene Ontology annotation, molecular function: phosphogluconate dehydrogenase (decarboxylating) activity; NADP binding. Gene Ontology annotation, biological process: pentose-phosphate shunt, oxidative branch; pentose-phosphate shunt.
AUGUCUACCAGUAAUCGGAAACAAUGGGCUGACAAAAUGAAGAAAAAUGAGGGUGAGAUUGCUAUCAAGAAGGUAAAAGCGGUCCCAAGCGAGGAGAAUGUCGGGAUCCUCAAGAACGAAGCGGAAAAGAUCGGAGCCAGCGACAGGAUUGUCUCUCAGAAUAACUACAAGGAGCUGUGUGAGAGUCUUAGCAGUAGCGAUGAGCCUAAACAUUUUGUGUUCAGCAUACCCCAUGGAAGCAUAGGCGACAAGACUGUGGAAGGGUUAAGGCCAUAUCUGAAGAAGGGUGACGUGAUCAUCGAUUGCUCAAAUGAGCACUGGGAGAAUACCGAACGUCGACAGUCCAAACUCGAGCCAGAUGGUAUACACUAUAUCGGCUGUGGUGUCUCCGGCGGAUAUCACAGCGCUCGCCAUGGUCCAUCAUGUUCUCCUGGAGGAAGCGAGGAGGGUCUGGAGCGAGUCAUGCCGUUCCUGAAACAAAUUGCUGCCCGAGACAACCAAAACCGACCGUGCACCACUCCUGUUGGUCCAGGUGGCAGUGGGCAUUAUGUGAAAAUGCUUCACAACGGUAUCGAACAAGGAAUGAUGUCUGUGCUUGCUGAGGCAUGGUUCAUCCUAACGACAGGACUUGAGCUGAGUUACGAGGAAGUAGGGAGUAUAUUCGAAGCUUGGAACAAGGAAGGUCCUCUACACGACUGUUUUCUAGUCGACAUCGGUGCUGACAUCUGCCGGACCAAGGAUCAGAAAGGCGAAUAUGUUGAUAAGGGAAGUUAUGUGCUCGAGCACGUUCGCGACAAGGUAGUGCAGGAUGUUGAUGAGACUGAAGGCACAGGUUAUUGGACCUGUGAGCAAGCAGUUGCACAUCACGUCCCUGCAGCCUCGAUCCUUGCAGCGCAUCUUUUUAGAUGCGCUUCAGCUGAUGCAGCUCGGCGCAUUGAAAUUCAGCAAUCAUUUGGCGGAGGAGUGAAACCACAGCCAAUGAAGGUGGAUUCCAAAGAUCAGUUUGUGAAGGAUCUGGAGAUGUCAGUAUACAUCUGUUUCCUGAUGUGCUUUGCCCAAGGUCUUCACAUCAUCAAAAAGAUGGACCGAAAGAAAGGCUGGAACAUCAACUAUGGACAAUUGCUGCAACUUUAUCGUGGUGGUUGUAUCAUCCAGGCUGAUCACAUUGUGGACUUACUUCAGACUAUGUACGACCGCAACGACCACGAUGACGACGAUAUCUUAGCGAACAAGGAAGUCGGUGCCGAGCUGUCAAAGAACUUCCAAUCACUGAAGAAAGUGGUGCUUAAGAGCGUCGAGGCCGAUAUGUACAUACCCUCGAUCAGCCAGAGUCUUGAGUUUUACAAGUAUUCUGGUUCCACUAGCCUGCCUACGCAGUUCAUGGAAGCUGAGCUGGACUAUUUUGGCGCACAUAACUUCGACUUGAAGGAAGGUCCACCAGGAAAACCACAGACUGGCGAGCUUCACUUCUCGUGGAAACCUGCUAGAGGAAUUUUUGGGGAGUAG